AGACAAUCCACCGACAUUUAUCGAGAACCACUUCCGAAAUGUCCACUCCCCCUGCCAAGCGCCAGAAGUGCGAACCCUCCCAGCGCGGAGGUCAAAAGCGCCAGGGCCGCGACCAGUAUCGCAACGCCUCCGCCGACGACACCGCCGCCCUGAAGCUGCCGCAGAAGAAGUUCUUUCGGCAGCGCGCGCACGCCAAUCCGUUUUCUGACCACCGAUUGAAAUAUCCGCUGAGUCCCGCGCACAUGGACUGGUCUUCUCAUUUCCCGGCUUUUGUGAACCCGGACCCCGCGCAGACCAAUCUCGCCGGGGCGCGCAAACUCGUGAAGGAUGUUGAGGUGGUGGAUAUUGGAUGUGGAUUCGGUGGACUACUGGUUGGUCUGGCGCCCGUGUUGCCGGAUACGUUGAUGGUUGGAAUGGAAAUCCGCACCCAAGUCCUCGAAUACGUCACAAACCGCGUGAACGCCCUGCGCUCGCAACAACAGCAACUACAACAGAAAGCGGCCUCCAACAACGCAACUCCCACCCCGACGGCAGACCAAUCGUCGACCGCCACUCCUACGAAUCCCACCGAUACCCCGACGGCGGCCGCCUCGCCGUCCACCCCGACAGCUGCAGCUCCAGCUCCGGAAGCCGAGUCCGCGGGCCCCCUGGCCGGCGGGUUCCAGAACAUCUCCGCGCUGCGCAGCAACACGAUGAAGUUCUUCCCGAACUUCUUCGGCCGCCACCAGCUCUCGAAGAUCUUCAUCUGCUUCCCCGAUCCGCAUUUCAAGGCCCGCAAGCACAAGGCGCGCAUCAUCUCCGAGACGCUGAAUGCUGAGUAUGCGUAUGCGCUGCGGCCCGGUGGCUUGCUGUAUACGAUUACCGAUGUCGAGGAGUAUCAUCGCUGGGUGCUGAGGCAUUUCCGGGAUGAGUCGGUGGUGGACGGGGAGGAGCAAGAGGGUGGAGUGAAGGAGUUGUUCGAGAGGGUGUCCGAGGAGGAAUUGCAACGUGACCCCUGUGUCAAGGUCAUGAUGCAGGAGACGGAAGAGGGCAAGAAGGUUACCCGGAACAAGGGGAAUAAGUACGUUGCAGUGUUCAGGAGAAAGGCGGACCCGGAGUGGCCUGCUUAGAGAUUGGCUCCUUUGCCAAAACCCGGAAAGAAAAAUGGAUAGACGUUUGCAUAUAAUAUUUGGGGGUAUAUACGGUGUUUCAUACAGGCAUUAUAUUUGCAUUGUGCGAGAAUAAGGGGAGUCAAAUGACCCCGGGAGAUCAAAGUUGAGACAUGCAUUGAAUGUAUGUAAGAAAUCAUGCAACUAAAACUAAUC
This is a messenger RNA of Aspergillus steynii IBT 23096, 1304 nucleotides long. RefSeq names its product tRNA (guanine46-N7)-methyltransferase (gene trm8). NCBI's taxonomy places the organism in Eukaryota, Fungi, Ascomycota, Eurotiomycetes, Eurotiales, Aspergillaceae. The transcript has 3 exons. Bases 39 to 1109 code for a protein of 356 amino acids. Gene Ontology annotation, biological process: tRNA methylation; RNA (guanine-N7)-methylation. The record is from RefSeq and is a predicted model, not a curated record. Gene Ontology annotation, cellular component: tRNA methyltransferase complex. Gene Ontology annotation, molecular function: tRNA (guanine(46)-N7)-methyltransferase activity.